Molecule: messenger RNA, 325 nt
Organism: Dreissena polymorpha
Lineage: Eukaryota; Metazoa; Mollusca; Bivalvia; Myida; Dreissenidae
Exons: 3
Coding region: 92-325 (77 amino acids)
Source: RefSeq, a predicted model, not a curated record
AAGAAGACUGACAGAAACAAAGGAGGUACCAGCCCCUGAUGAUGUGGAGAAAUUAACAAGACAUCUUGUAAAUGAACUUGAGAACACGAAAAUGACCCCAGAGAAUUAUGCGAGAAUAGUCCAACUCUGCCAGACCAGACUUCUGUUGUUUAACAAGCGGCGCUCUGGAGAACUAGAGGUCUUGAACCUCCAAAGCUACCUACAGAGAAGCAGCAGUCUAAGCGACUUGGAUGAGUCCAUCUCAAAAGACCUUACGGAAGUUGAGAAACACCUUCUCAAAACCCAAGAUCUUGUGAUGAUCAGAGGAAAGAGAAUAUGCCUAUGA